Molecule: messenger RNA, 2579 nt
Organism: Hyphopichia burtonii NRRL Y-1933
Lineage: Eukaryota; Fungi; Ascomycota; Pichiomycetes; Serinales; Debaryomycetaceae
Gene: RAD3
Product: TFIIH/NER complex ATP-dependent 5'-3' DNA helicase subunit
Exons: 1
Coding region: 130-2529 (799 amino acids)
Biological process (GO): transcription by RNA polymerase II; nucleotide-excision repair; positive regulation of mitotic recombination
Cellular component (GO): nucleus
Molecular function (GO): DNA helicase activity; hydrolase activity, acting on acid anhydrides, in phosphorus-containing anhydrides; ATP binding
Source: RefSeq, a predicted model, not a curated record
UCGACCUUUCUCCCCAUACAUUGCACAACGGCAUCCUUUAUUUGGCUUGUCGUAAUAAUUUUACUCUUGCAUUACGUACUGUCGAGCUUAUAAGCGAAACAGUGACUUAUUUAUUCUGAUCUUGCAAAUAUGAAGUUUUACAUUGAUGAUUUGCCGGUGCUAUUCCCAUAUCCUAGGAUAUAUCCUGAACAAUAUGCAUAUAUGUGUGAUAUCAAAAAGACCCUAGAUGUAGGUGGGAAUUGUAUACUAGAAAUGCCUUCAGGUACUGGUAAGACCAUUUCCUUGUUAUCAUUAACUGUUGCAUACCAAAUGCAUUAUCCAGAACAUAGAAAAAUUGUUUACUGUUCUCGUACUAUGUCAGAAAUUGAAAAAGCUUUAAUUGAAUUGCAUAAAUUGAUGGAGUUUAGAGCAAAUGAGCUCGGCUUUGUUGAAGAUUUCAGAGGGUUGGGAUUGACCAGUAGAAAAAACUUGUGCUUACAUCCAACAAUCUCAAAGGAAAGAAAGGGUAAUGUUGUUGAUGAAAAAUGUAGAAGAGUUACAAACGGUCAGUUGAAGAAAAAAAUAGAGGAUGGGGCAAUAGACCAAGAUACUCAAUCAAACAAUCCAGAAACUAACCAAUUAUGUUCAUAUCAUGAAAAGCUUUAUGACUACGAACAACAUAAUCUAAUACCUGCUGGUGUCUACUCCUUUGAUGCAUUAAUGAAAUAUUGUAAGUAUGAAGGUACCUGUCCAUAUUUCACGGUAAGAAGAAUGAUUCCAUUUUGUAAUAUUAUUAUUUAUUCAUAUCAUUAUUUAUUAGAUCCUAAAAUUGCUGAUCGUGUUUCUAAAGAGUUGUCAAAGGACAGCAUUGUUAUUUUUGAUGAAGCUCACAAUAUUGAUAACGUUUGUAUUGAAUCUUUAUCACUAGACUUAACUGAUGAUACUUUGAAAAAAGCCACAAGAGGUGCUAACAAAUUAAGCGAUGCAGUGGAUCAAAUGAAGUCACAGGAUAGUGCAAAGUUACAAGAUGAAUACGAAAAAUUGGUAGAAGGUUUGAGACAAGCUGAAAUAGCAAGAGAAGAAGAGUUAUUUAUGGCUAACCCAACAUUACCAAAAGAUUUGUUGGAUGAAGCUAUUCCAGGUAAUAUUCGUAAGGCUGAACAUUUCAUUUCUUUCCUAAGGCGAUUUAUUGAAUAUUUAAAGACAAGAAUGAAAGUGCUACAUGUCAUUAGUGAAACACCAAGUAGUUUUUUGAAACAUUUGAAAGAGUUAACAUUUAUUGACCGCAAGCCCUUAAGAUUCUGCUCAGAAAGGUUGUCUUUAUUAGUGAGAACUUUGGAGCUAACUGAAAUUGAAGAUUUCAAUGCUUUGAAGGAUAUUGCCACGUUUGCCACAUUGGUUUCAACUUAUGAUACAGGAUUUCAAUUGAUUUUAGAACCAUUCGAGGCUGAAGGUUCUACCGUUCCAAAUCCAAUUUUAUACUUUACUUGUUUAGAUGCAUCCAUUGCAAUCAAGCCAGUUUUUGACAGAUUCUCAUCUGUUAUUAUCACUUCUGGUACGAUCUCACCUUUGGACAUGUACCCAAAAAUGUUGGAUUUUGAAACUGUUAUUCAAGAAUCUUAUUCCAUGACAUUAGCAAGACGAUCAUUUUUACCCAUGAUUGUUACAAAAGGAUCAGAUCAAGUUUCUAUAUCCUCAAGGUUUGAAAUUCGUAAUGAUCCUUCAGUUGUUAGAAAUUACGGUUCUCUUUUGGUUGAGUUUUCUAAGGCGACUCCAGAUGGUAUGGUGGUAUUCUUCCCAUCAUAUCUUUAUAUGGAGUCCAUUAUCUCAAUGUGGCAGAGUAUGGGUGUGUUAGAUGAAGUUUGGAAGUACAAGCUUAUUCUAGUUGAAACUCCGGAUGCUCAAGAAACCUCCUUAGCCUUAGAAACUUAUAGAAAAGCUUGCUCGAAUGGUAGGGGUGCGGUAUUACUAUCUGUCGCUCGUGGUAAAGUCUCUGAAGGGAUUGAUUUUGAUCAUCAUUACGGAAGAACAGUACUUAUGAUUGGUAUUCCAUUCCAAUAUACGGAGUCAAGAAUCUUGAAAGCACGUUUAGAAUUCAUGAGAGAUCACUUUCAAAUUAGAGAAAAUGAUUUCUUGUCUUUCGAUGCCAUGCGACACGCCGCUCAAUGUUUAGGUCGAGUCUUAAGAGGUAAAGAUGAUUAUGGUAUUAUGGUUUUGGCCGAUCGUCGGUUUUCUAAGAAGAAAAAUCAAUUACCCAAAUGGAUUGCACAGGCAUUAAAUGAUUCCGAUACUAACUUAUCUACGGAUAUGGCCCUAGCAACAGCCAGAAAAUUUUUGAGAAGUUUGGCUCAACCAAGCAAUCCAAAGGAUCAAGAAGGGGUAUCAGUUUGGAAUCUUGAGCAACUUGAAGAUUAUCAAAAGAACCAUCAAUACAAUGGACCUCAAGCCAUUGAAGGCGAGGUCAAGAUUAAUGAACACCAAAAUGGCGAGAACGGUAAUGAUAAUGAUGACUUCAUGGAUAUGGAUGAUGAAGAUUUCGAUCUACUUUAGUUUAUCGAUUUGUGUGUAUAUACCUACGUUUAUAUCGAGAAAUAAUGUGC